AUGACUCCGACCCACCCUCUCCUCCUCUCCCCAUCCCUCCUCACCCUCACCCUCACCCUCCUCUUCGCCCUCCCCGCCCACCCGGCCUCCCUAACGCCCCCCACGCCCAUCUCGAAUCCCUCCCCCCCAACCGCCGGCCGCUCCAUCGAAUGCUUCAACCUCACCACCCCAAAAGCCUACCCCGUCGACUCGAACGACUGUCCCCCCGCCAUCGACGCCCUCUACCACGACCCCUCCGGCGUCAUGGCCCUCCAGCGAUUCUCCCGCGACCCCGCCCUCGCCGCCUCCACCUUCCAGGUGCCCUUCGCCUGGCAGUACGGCUCCUGCCAGGUCCUGCUGACCAGCGGGGUCGCGGGCGCGCUCGAUACGUUCCGGCUCGCCGACGUCAUCGUGCAGGCGCUGCGCAUCAUCGAGGAGUGUCCGCCCCUGAGCAAGAAGGCGUUGGGGGGGUUGGGGCUGGUGGGGGGCGGGCAGACGUUUUUUGUGGCGGUCAAUGGGCCCGAUUUGUCGCCGGAUGGGGAGGGGGAGGGGGAGGGGAACGAGAGGUGGGGGGUGGGGAUGUGA
Messenger RNA from Letharia columbiana, 564 nucleotides. RefSeq lists its product as uncharacterized. The coding region runs from base 1 to 564 and encodes 187 amino acids. The record is from RefSeq and is a predicted model, not a curated record. NCBI's taxonomy places the organism in Eukaryota, Fungi, Ascomycota, Lecanoromycetes, Lecanorales, Parmeliaceae. The transcript has a single exon.